Dipodomys ordii (Ord's kangaroo rat) is the source of this 1038-nucleotide messenger RNA. It is a transcript of the gene Cfap300, whose product is annotated as chromosome unknown open reading frame, human C11orf70. Lineage: Eukaryota; Metazoa; Chordata; Mammalia; Rodentia; Heteromyidae. The record is from RefSeq and is a predicted model, not a curated record. The transcript has 7 exons. The coding region runs from base 11 to 853 and encodes 280 amino acids.
ACGCGUCGCUAUGGAAACGGCUCUCCCGAUCCGUACCUCCACGAGCUCGAUGGCAGCUGGGGAGCCGGCGCAUUCAGGUGGCUUCUACUUCAGGUUCUUGCCUCAGAGACUCUUCCCGUCUCUGAGCGCCCCGGAGACCACCAGCCGGCUGCGCCAGUGGUCCAUGCUGGGCAGACUCAAGGCGCAGGCCUUCGGGUUCGACCAGACCUUCCAGGCCCACCGGAAGGACGACUUCGUUCUGGCUUUUUUCAAAGACCCAAAUGUUAUUCCAAAUCUGCAGUUACUUUCAGAUUCUUCUGGACAGUGGAUUACACUAGGAACUGAAGUGAAAAAAAUUGAAGCUACAAAUGUUCCCUGCACCCAGCUUUCAAUGUCAUUCUUUAAUCGGUUAUAUGAAGAAGAUAUUGUACGAGACAGUGGACAUAUUGUGAAAUGUUUAGAUUCUUUUUGUGAUCCAUUUAUGGUUUCUGAUGAAUUGCGAAAAGUAUUGCUAAUGGAAGACUCAGAAAAAUAUGAAGUAUUCAGCCAGCCGGAUAGAGAUGAGUUCUUAUUUUGUCUUUUUAAACAUCUUUGCCUUGGUGGAUCCCUUUGUCAGUAUGAAGAUACACUCAAGCCAUACCUGGAAACAGCAAAGCUUCUCUAUAAGGAUCUGGUGAGUGUUCGAAAGCAUCCACAAACCAAGAAAAUACAAAUUACCUCUUCUGUCUUUAAAGUUACAGCCUAUGACUCGGCUGGUCUGUGCUACCCUUCCAGGAAGAAUCAUGAGCAGACAUUUUCUUACUUUGUUGUGGACCCUGUCAAACGUCACGUUAAUGUUCUGUACCACUGCUUUGGUGUUGGGGACAUGUCUUGAAUCCUUCAGAUGACCUGUAUCUACUGGUUUUUCAUUUAUUGCUUUUCUAUUUCCAUACUAAUUUAGAGACAAAUGUUUACCUUGUAGAAAGCUGCUUAGAGAAGGGAAAUGCAAGCACAAAGAGUCCCUGUCUAAGUUUGUCUGGAUUCCCUGCCACAGUGGAUACAGAGCCAUUGUGAAGUGGU